Messenger RNA from Setaria italica (foxtail millet), 10455 nucleotides. Its product is annotated as BEACH domain-containing protein B. The coding region runs from base 262 to 9948 and encodes 3228 amino acids. The record is from RefSeq and is a predicted model, not a curated record. Lineage: Eukaryota; Viridiplantae; Streptophyta; Magnoliopsida; Poales; Poaceae. Gene Ontology annotation, molecular function: protein binding. The transcript is spliced from 40 exons.
UCCGACUGUUAAUUAAAAAAAAAACUCGCUCGCUAGUCGAAGAAAACCCGGAGCAUUUUUUUUCCUUUGCAAUUCCCCUCACGCGAUCUCGCUCGCCCUCUCCACUUCUUCUGUCACUACCUGGGGAUCGGGUCGGGCUGGGUUGGAUUCGAAUCGAAUCCUGCGGGCUCGCCUCGCGCUGUCGCGUCGUCGUCCUCGCCGCGGCGGUGAUGCGCUCCUGCCGCUGCCGCUGCCGCUGCUGCUAGCGCCGGAUCGGGAGCGAUGAACAUCGUCAAGGGCGUCGCCGAUCUCCUCCGCAAGUCGUCGCCCGCCUCGCCGGGUGCUGGCGGCAGCGGCGGCUCCCGCGGGGGCGGGGACCGAGGAGGCACCGGGUCCCCCUCCGCGGACAGGGUCGCCGCCCCGCCGUCCCCCAGGGUCCGCUUCAGUGACAGUGGUGAGGAAGGAGUUCUGAAUGCACUUUGGCAGAAGUACGAGAAUGCCAUUGACAAGGCUGAAAAGAAGAAAUCCCUGCAAAUAUUUGCCAUGCAUUUUAUAAAAGCAUUUAAAGAUUGGGAGCCAGGCCAUAUUGAGCAAUCAGUUGAUCAAGAAUCAUUAUCAGAUGAUACAGUUUUAGGAUGCUCUACUGGUCAUCCUUCUGAGGUCAUCCUUAUUCUCAUUCAAGAAAUUUCUCAAAUAACUUCAUCGAUCACUGAAAGCAGCAGCUGUCCAGAAUCCUCUGCUAAUAUCUCAGAGUUAUUGGGUGACCUGGGAUUAAACACUGAAGGACUGACAGUUCUAGAGUGCUUGACAAUUGUUACCCGCUCAGUGCAUAACUGUAGAGUAUUUAGUUAUUAUGGAGGUGUGCAGAAGGUCACUGCUCUUUUGAAAGCCGCUGUUGUAAAGCUGAAGACCUUGACCAGCUUGCUUGCCGCAGACGAACAGCUGUCGAAUAAAACUGUAGAGAACAUGAGGACGAUGCAAAAGGUGCUUGUGUACAUUGUUACAGUAAUUUCAAACUUCAUGGAUCUGGAGCCAACUACAACAAGGAUUUCACAGUUUCUAAACAGCUCCAGGCAUGCCCUAUCAAGCAAUUAUUUGGCCACAGUUGGUCCAAGUACUUCAAAAAACAUGGUUUCUGAUAAAAAUUGGCAGAAAAAGGCCAUUGUUUCAGUUAUGGAAGCUGGUGGUGUCAAUUGGUUAGUAGAACUCCUAAGGGUUAUUCGAAGACUGAAUUUAAAAGAGCAGUGGACUGAUCUGUCACUCCACUUCAUAACUUUGUACUCUCUAAGAUCAACUAUAUCUGAAAAUACUCGUGCACAAAAUCAUUUCAGAAGUAUAGGAGGACUGGAGGUUCUAUUAGAUGGGCUUGGACUGCCAUCAAGCAAAUUUUCAGUCUCAAAGCAGUCUUUUGUUCCCAGUGAUGAAAGGCGUGGCAUUCUCCGGCUCCAGAUACUAUCUUUGGAAAUUCUGAGGGAGGCAGUUUUUGGUAAUGUCAAUAAUUUGCAAUUCUUGUGUGAAAAUGGGCGGAUACAUAAAUUCGCCAACAGCAUCUGUUGGCCUGCAUUUAUGCUUCAGGAGUUUCAUCAGCAAAAGUUUCUUGAUCCUCAAGCCAGCCUGAAACUUGAUAAAGAAAGCACUGGGCCUUCACCAACAUUAGAAUCUAUCUCAAAUCCUGUAGAUAUUCUUGAUGCGUCAGAAUGGAAUGAGUAUUCGGUAAAAUUAAGCAUAGCACUUUGCUCUUUUCUUCUUCCUCCCAAAGAGAUCAAGUACUGCCCUGCUCCAGCUGAUGUUAGCCAAAUUUCGCUAUCCAUCUCAUUGGCAUACUGGGAACAAUGUGCAAGGUGGAUUAUAAAGGUUCUUUCGACAGUUUUCCCGUGCAUCAAAGCUUGUGCUAGUGAAACUGAAUUGCCUAACCAUAUAAGGAUUUUAGCAAACACUUUGCAGCAUUACAUGCUUUGCACGUUUAGGAAGGUUCUCAUUUCAGCACCAGCUCUACUUAAAUCUUUUCGAGAGGAGGGUCUCUGGGAUCUGAUAUUCUCAGAGAAAUUUUUCUACUUUGGGUCAUCUGUGAACUAUAUUCAUCAGAUCAUUCAUGAGACAUGGAAUGAUCAACUUAUUGAUGCUCCCAAAUCAACUGAUUCGAAAAGCUUCAAUGAAACUGACGUCAACAUUCUUCAAGCUGAAGCUAUUUCCUUCUUGGAGUUUGCUGCAACACUCAAUGAAAACUCAAAUAACCUGCCAGAAUGCUCAGCAUUGUUAGGUGCACUUGAACAUUGUACCUAUGAUCCUGGAUUGGCCGGUGCGAUUGUUAAGAGCUUUCAUGUUAUCCUACAACUUGCAACUGAACAAACUCUAGCUUCUUUCAAGUCAAUCAAUGUGCUUACUAGAGUCCUGAAGGCUGCAUGCCUUCAAGCGCAAGAAGUAAGGAAGCUGUCCCAUCCCCAAGAUGAUUUAGAUCAAAAUGGUUCUCAAUCCAGAAAUGUUCUGACGGCUUCUUCAGAUGAGAGGAUUAAGAAUGCUUGUACAUUUGUGGAAUUGGCUUUCAACCUUUUCAAGGAUUAUGUCACAAUAUCUGACAUUGGUAGGAUUGCAGUUUUACAUAAUGCCAAUUGUAUUGAGUGUUUAUUUGACUUGUUCCAAGAAGAAUACCUCAGGAAGCACAUAGUGGAGCAAGUACUUGCUUUAUUUAGGUUACCUCCAUCAUCAGCGCAAGACCAUGCAGCAAAGAUGCAUCUAUGCUCCAAAUAUCUCGAGACUUUCACUCGCGUAAAAGAAAAUGAAAAGGGUUUUGCAGAAUUGUCGAUUGAUCUAUUAGUUAACAUGAGAGAGAUCAUAAUGAUAGAUCGUGCGUAUUAUCAAAAUCUGUUUCGUGAUGGGGAGUGCUUCCUGCAUAUAGUCUCUUUGUUGAAUGGAACUUUUAAUGAAGCAGUUGGGGAGCAUUUGGUCCUUAAUGUCCUUCAGACAUUGACUGCUUUACUUGCUGAAAAUGAUGAGUCAAAGGCUGCCUUCAGAUUGCUGGUCGGUGCAGGUUAUCAAACAUUGCAAAGCUUGCUAUUGGACUUCUGUAAAUGGAUUCCAAGUCCUAAACUCCUGGAUGCCCUACUUGACAUGCUUGUUGAUGGGGCAUUUGACAUAAAUGAAAAAACAACAAUAAAGAAUGAAGAUGUCAUUAUGCUAUUACUAAAUGUUCUGCAAAAGAGCAGCACUUCACUUCAGCAUUAUGGGCUUAUGGUCUUACAACAGUUGCUCAAGGGGUCCAUUACAAAUAGAACUGCUUGUUUCAGAGCAGGGCUACUUAGUUUCCUUCUUGAUUGGUUUUCAGUAGAGGAAGGGGAUGACAUUGUAAUCAAAAUUGCGGAGCUAAUUCAGAUCAUUGGUGGACACAGUAUUAGUGGAAAGGAUAUUCGAAAAUUUUUUGCUCUCCUGCGUGGUGAGGAGAUUGUUGCAAAGCAGAAGCAUGGUUCGUUGCUUUUGACAAGUGUUAGUCACAUGCUCAAGGAAAAGGGGCCUGAAGCUUUCUUUGAGUUUAGCGGUCAUGACUCUGGUAUUGAAAUAAAGUCACCAGUUCAAUGGCCUUACAACAAAGGUUUAUCCUUUUGCUGCUGGUUAAGGGUGGAAAAAUUCCCUGAGAAGGGUAUGAUGGGCCUUUUCUCCUUCUUCACUGAAAAUGGAAAAGGAUGUUUAGCUAUGCUUGGGAAAAAUACUCUAAUCUAUGAGUCUGUCAGUCCAAAGCAUCAGUGUGUUUUGUUACCUCUGAGCCUCCCUACGAAGCAGUGGAAAUUCCUUUGCGUUACUCAUACAAUCGGGAGAACCUUCUCUGGAGGGAGCCAGCUGAGAUGCUAUGUAGAUGGUGAUCUAGUAUCAAGUGAAAAGUGCAGGUAUGCAAAAGUAAAUGAAGUAAUGACUCGCUGCAGUGUCGGUACAGAAUUGAUGCCCAUUGGUGAAGAACCUUCUUCUCUUGGUUUUGAGAGCACCUUUGCUUUUACUGGUCAAAUGGGCCCAGUUUAUGCAUUUUCUGAUGCUCUCUCUCCUGAACAAAUAAGGGGCAUUUAUAACCUUGGACCAAGUUACAUGUACUCUUUCCUUGGUGAUCAAAACUUGCUUACAAAUGAUGACUCACUGUACAAGGGAAUACUUGAUGCAAGGGAUGGCAUUUCAUCCAAGAUGAUUUUUGGCUUGAAUGCACAGGCUAGUAACAAUAGGACAUUGUUUAAUGUGUCAUCUGUACUGGAUGGUCCUGACAAGAGUAAGUUUGAGGCAACCACCAUGGGUGGGACAAAGUUAUGCUCCCGGCGUCUGCUGCAGGAAAUAAUUUACUGUGUUGGUGGCGUCUCUGUAUUUUUCCCUCUUUUGGUCCACUUUGAUGAUGCUGUGGUUCAGAAUGGAGAGUCGGCUGCCAGUGAUGAAUUGGCUGGUCAAGUUAUUGAGCUUGUUGCUUCUGUUCUAGAUGGAAAUAUAGCAAAUCAGCAACAGAUGCAUCUUCUUUCUGGAUUCUCAAUUUUAGGCUUCUUGUUCCAAUCUGUAUCACCACAGCUCCUAAAUUUCAAGACUCUUUCAGCAUCGAAGUACAUGUUUACUGUUCUGAAGAACUCUGGCAUGUCAGAAGUUCUAUUGAAAGAUGCUCUUUCGCAGUUUUACUUGAAUCCACAUAUCUGGGCAUAUGCAACCUAUGAAGUACAGAGGGAACUUUAUUUGUUUCUGAUACAAUAUUUUGAAGCUGAUGGGAAGUUUUUACCAAUGUUAUGUGGGCUCCCUAGGAUCAUUGAUGUUGUACGACAGUUCUAUUCGGAUAAGGUAGAUUCUAGGUCCUCUAAGCCUUUGCUGGUUAGCAAAAAGGUGAUCGGAGAGAGACCAAGCAUGGAACAAAUCCGCAAGAUCCGACUUCUCCUGUUGAGUCUGGCAGAAAUGAGCUUAAAGCUAAAGGUUUCUCAACACGAUAUCAAAGCUCUUGUUUCCUUUCUUGAAAGAAGUCAAGAUGUUGCAUGCAUUGAGGAUAUACUUCAUAUGAUUAUCCGUGCCCUUUCGCAGAACUCACUUCUACCAUCUUUCUUGGAGCAAGUAAAUUCACUUGGUGGUUGUUACAUUUUCAUCAAUCUUCUUAAGAGGGAAUUUGAGCCAAUCCGUCUAUUGGGGCUUCAACUUCUUGGAAAGCUAUUGGUUGGAGUUCCAUCUGAGAAAAAAGGACCAAAAAUUUUUGGCCUUCCUGUAGGACGACCUAGAUCUAUUGCUGAAGAUAUAAGGAAAGGAACAACAGCAGCAUCUCAACUGUUUUUCUAUUCAAUAUCUGAAAGACUUUUCAAAUUUCCACUUUCAGAUCAUUUAUGUGCUAGUCUUUUUGAUGUCCUUCUUGGUGGAGCCAGUCCUAAACAGGUUUUACAGAAACGUUCCCAAUCUGAUGCUUUAAAAGAUAGGAGCAGCACUUCAGCGAGCUUGGCUCCUUUUUUUGUACCUCAGAUUCUGGUUUGCAUUUUUAAAUAUAUUCAAUCUUGUGAAGAUGCUUCAGCACGUACAAAGAUUUUAAGUGAUCUUCUUGAUUUGCUGGAUUCAAACCCUUCCAAUGUUGAAUCCCUUAUGGAGUAUGGUUGGAGCUCUUGGCUUGAGACAUCUGCGAAGCUUGAUGUAUUUAGGAACUACAAAUCGAAUUCUGUAGCCAAGGAUAAUGGUUUGGAGACUAAUGAGCUGAUUCUUGUGAGGAACAUGUAUUCGUUGGUCCUCUCCUAUUGCAUAUUCUCUGUUAAAGGUGGCUGGCAUCAACUGGAAGACACGACAAAUUUCCUUCUACUGAAAAUUGAGCAGGGACAGUUACCAAAUUCCUGUCUGCUACGAGACAUUUUUGAAGAUCUCAUUGGAAGCCUUCUGGAGACAUCUUCCGAAGAAAAUGUUUUCAAUUCUCAGCCAUGCCGUGAUAACAUCUUGUAUCUUUUGAACCUUAGUCAUGAACUGUUUGUUGACCAAAUUGGAAUUAAACUCUUGUUUCCUUCGCUCGACAUGUCUGCACAAUUAUCAUCUAAUGAUUCCCUGGAAGAUGACAUUAACUCGGCAGUUGUAGAAAUUAUGAAUAUUGAGAACAAUGACCUAGUUACAAGUCUUCCAUGGAGUAAUACAUUAUUUGUCAAUGGAGAAAAGUUAAGCGAUGAUUGGUGGAGUUAUUUCGACAAGAUAUGGACACUUUUGUGCUAUUUGAAUGACAAAGGACAGAACAGAUUAACACCAAAAGGUUCAAAUGCAGCUGGCCCAUCUAUUGGGCAAAGGGCACGUGGAUUGGUAGAAUCCCUCAAUAUCCCGGCUGCAGAAAUGGCUGCUGUAGUUGUAACUGGAGGCAUCAGUAGUGCAUUAGGUGGAAAGACCAACAAAAUUGCUGACAAAGCUAUGAUGCUAAGAGGGGAGAGGUUUCCAAGAAUUGUCUUCCACCUUAUCAUUAUGUAUUUAUGCAAAGCUGGCUUAGAAAACGCAUCCAAGUGUGUUCAGCAAUUUAUAUCAUUGCUCCCCAAUCUCAUCUCUGAAGAUGAUCAGUGCAAAAACAGACUGCAUUUUUUAAUUUGGUCUUUACUAAGGGUAAGAUCCCAGUAUGGGGAACUUGAUGAUGGUGCACGUUUCCAGGUUGUGUCGCACUUGAUUCUUGAAACUGUGAUAUAUGGAAAGUCUAUGCUUGCAACAAGUACGUUGGGCAGAGAUGAUUCUACUGAAGCAAAUAGCAAUAAGGAGGCUGGGUUCGUCCUCAAUCUUGUACAAAAGGACCGGGUUCUCGCUGCGGCUACUGAUGAGGUAAAGUACAUGAAGGAUGCAACGAUUGAUCGCAUGAAGCUGCUCCAGGAACUCCAUUCUAAACUUGAUGAACGCUCAGUUCAAGACAACGAACGACUGCAAAGUUUUGAGGAUGAUAUACAGUUUGCCAAGACUGCUGCCAUUUCUGCGGAUGACAACAGAAAAGCAGCUUUCCAGCUGGCAUUCGACGAGGAUCAGCAAAUUGUUGCAGACAAAUGGAUUCAUAUUCUCCGUGCUUUGAGUGACGAGAGGGGACCAUGGUCUGCUGCUCCUUUUCCAAAUAAUAUUGUGACAUACUGGAAACUUGACAAGACUGAAGAUAAAUGGCGGCGCCGACUGAAACUCAAACGUAACUAUAAGUUUGACGAACGCCUUUGUCACCCAUCAUCCACCAAAUCUAGUAACGAGAAUACUGCCCCAACUGUUGACCCAUCUGGUAGUACCAAGAUACCAGAAAAAUUGAAGCACUUACUUUUAAAAGGAGUACGUGGAAUUACAGGGGACAUCAAUUCUGAAUCAUUUGAGGAUAACAACGAUACGAGUGAUUCUCCCCAGACUAUCCCGCCAGAGAACCACCCUGUUAGUGACACUGCAGAUUCUGCAGACUCUGAUUAUCAUGCUAUUGUUCAAAAUAGAAAAGAAAGUCCAACCAGUGGAGAUAGUGAUUAUAUUGAGGUACUAUCAUCGGUCCAUUGUGUUCUCGUAACACCCAAAAGAAAAUUAGCUGGGCAAUUGACUAUCACGCGAAAUGCCCUGCAUUUUUCUUUUGAAUUUCUGGUCGAAGGCACUGGUGGAUCAUCUGUUUUCAAUAGAUUUCAAGAUAGAAAAGAUUCAGACUCCAAGAAUGAGAUGGGAGGUUUGGAAAAACCGAAGGCCAAUCUCGAUGGAGGACGAGGCAAUGCUGCUGAAUCUAGUGACACUCAAAUAAAAAAUCAGUCUAAUAAAAUCAAACACCAUAGAAGGUGGAAAAUAACCAGGAUAAAAGCAGUUCAUUGGACACGUUACCUACUACAAUAUACUGCUACAGAGAUAUUCUUUGAUGAUGGAAAUGCACCAGUAUUUCUUAAUUUUUCCUCCCAAAAUGAUGCUAAAAGUGUUGGGUCUCUCUUGGUUUCCCUGAGGAAUGAUGCUUUGUUCCCCAAAGGAACUAGCAGAGAUAAGAACAGUUUGAUCUCCUUUGUUGACAGAAAGGUUGCACUUGAAAUGGCUGAGAGUGCUAGAGAAAGUUGGAGAAGAAGAGAAAUAAGCAACUUUGAGUAUCUUAUGAUUCUCAACACUCUUGCUGGACGAUCUUACAACGAUUUAACUCAAUAUCCUACAUUUCCUUGGAUAAUAGCCGACUACUCCUCAGAAAAGCUUGAUUUUAACAAAUCAUCUACUUUUAGGGACCUGUCAAAACCAGUAGGUGCCUUGGAUGCAAAGCGCUUUAAGGCAUUUGAAGAUAGAUAUCUUAAUUUUGUUGAUCCUGAUAUACCAAGUUUUUAUUAUGGAUCCCACUACUCUAGCAUGGGAAUUGUUCUUUAUUACCUUCUAAGGCUUGAGCCUUUUACUGCUUUACACCGCAAUCUUCAGGGUGGUAAGUUUGAUCAUGCAGAUCGUCUGUUUCAGAGCAUUGAAAGCACAUACAGGAACUGCCUAUCAAAUACAAGUGAUGUCAAAGAGCUUAUACCUGAAUUUUUUUACAUGCCUGAGUUUCUUGAAAAUUCAAAUUCAUAUCACCUUGGCAUAAAGCAGGAUGGUGAACCUUUAGGUGAUGUUGGUCUCCCUCCGUGGGCAAAGGGCUCCCCAGAAGAAUUUAUUUAUAUCAAUAGAGAAGCCCUUGAAAGUGAAUAUGUAAGCUCUAAUCUACAUAACUGGAUUGAUCUCAUAUUUGGUUAUAAGCAGCGUGGCAAGCCUGCAGUUGAGGCAGCAAACAUAUUUUAUUAUUUAACAUAUGAAGGUGCGGUUGAUUUGGAGAACAUGGAUGAUAUGUUGCAAAAGUCUGCUAUUGAGGACCAAAUUGCAAAUUUUGGACAGACACCAAUUCAAAUUUUUCGGAAGAAACACCCAAGAAGAGGUCCUCCUAUACCAAUUGCGCAUCCACUAUAUUUUGCGCCACAAUCGAUAACAGUGACUUCUGUUGUCCCUACCACAAUCACCCCUUCAUCUGUGUUAUUCAUUGGCUUGUUGGACUCAAAUAUUGUCUUGUUGAACGAGGGGCUCAUACUCUCUGUAAAGCUUUGGUUAACAACACAGUUGCAGUCUGGUGGAAACUUCACAUUUUCUGGAUCACUGGAACCUUUCUUUGGAAUUGGUUCUGAUGUUAUUUCUCCAAGGAAAAUUGGUACUUCCUUAGCUGAAAAUGUUGAGUUUGGAAGACAAUGCUUAGCAGCUGUUCAAAUUCAUGGUGACAAUUACUUAAUUCUGUGUGGUAAUUGGGAGAAUAGUUUCCAGAUCAUUUCUCUAAGCGAUGGAAAAAUUGUGCAGAGCAUCCGGCAACAUAAAGAUGUAGUUAGUUGUGUGGCAGUUUCAUCUGAUGGAAGUGUAAUUGCCACUGGAAGUUAUGACACAACUGUUAUGAUCUGGUAUGCAUUCCGAGGAAGAUCAAAUGACAAACGAUCAAGGAAUGCAAAUUACGACAUAUCAACUAAGGAUCACGUCAUUAUUGAAAGCCCUUCCCAUAUAUUAUGUGGUCAUGAUGAUAUUAUCACAUGCAUAUUUGUCAGCACGGAAUUAGACAUUGUUAUCAGUGGGUCUAAGGAUGGAACUUGUAUGUUUCAUACACUGUGUGAGGGGACAUAUGUUCGAUCUAUUCGACACCCCUCAGGUGCUAGCUUGUCAAAACUGGUAACGUCACAGCAUGGUAGGCUAGUGAUAUACUCUGAUAGUGACCUUUCCUUGCACAUGUAUUCCAUAAAUGGAAAGCAUAUUGCCUCGUCAGAAUCCAAUAGUCGUCUCAGUUGCAUGGAGCUAAGUUGCUGUGGUGAGUUUAUGGUAUGUGCUGGUGAUCAUGGUCAAAUUGUUCUGCGCUCUAUGCAUUCCCUUGAUGUUGUUUGGAGGUAUGAGGGAGCUGGGAAGACAAUAACUUCUUUAGUUGUGACUCCUGAGGAGUGCUUCUUGGCAGGAACCAAGGAUGGUAGUUUGAUUGUAUUCUCAAUAGAAAACCCUUUGCUUCGUAAAAGCACCAUGCAACGGCACAAGGCAAAACCUUCUAUUGGUGGUUAGUGGUAUAGAUGAAAACAAUACCAGAACUCCUUGCUGCAUGUUUCAAAUGAGAGGUUUAUCUCAUCAGCAACAAUUGUAAAAGAGAAGAGUCUAUAGUUCCUGUACAAAUGUACAUAUGGCAUCAGUUCAGUUAGCAUUCUGCAGAAGGCAUGUGCCGAUCACAAGCAAAAGGCAGAUAUUCUUCUAACCGUGAAAUGCAUACGACAAAAACUACAAUAGAUUUAUGUUUCAUGUUCACAAGACAAAGGACCUGACCUUCAUAUGAUCUCUUGAGAUUGUAGGGUGUAGUUGGUUGGGGGGUGCAUUUUAGUGUAAUAUACCUUUUUUUUGGGGGUAUUCUUGCUAGUGAAGAGUGAGCAACAAUUUUCCCAGAAAGAAUUUCUAGUAGGUAAAUAGGUGGCCGCUGACCUGUAGCUAAUAACUGCACAUUGUACAUGGAACUGAUGAAAGUUCAUAAUACGCAUGCAGCUUUCGUAAAGAUGCUCUUGAGGUUAGAGCGAUCGUAAA